Lachancea lanzarotensis is the source of this 495-nucleotide messenger RNA. RefSeq names its product LALA0S15e01838g1_1 (gene LSM1). Gene Ontology annotation, biological process: deadenylation-dependent decapping of nuclear-transcribed mRNA. Bases 1 to 495 code for a protein of 164 amino acids. Gene Ontology annotation, molecular function: RNA cap binding. The record is from RefSeq and is a predicted model, not a curated record. The transcript has a single exon. NCBI's taxonomy places the organism in Eukaryota, Fungi, Ascomycota, Saccharomycetes, Saccharomycetales, Saccharomycetaceae. Gene Ontology annotation, cellular component: Lsm1-7-Pat1 complex; P-body.
AUGUCCGAGGGGAGGAAUAAUCCGCCCACGACGAGCGGUUCGUCUUCCAAGAUGUCCGAAGGAGAAGCAGACCUGUACUUGGACCAAUACAAUUUCACCACAACGGCGGCGAUUGUGGGUUCCGUCGACCGCAAAAUCUUUGUGCUGCUUAGGGAUGGACGCAUGCUCUUCGGCGUGCUCAGAACUUUCGACCAAUAUGCCAAUUUAAUACUCCAGCAUUGCGUGGAAAGGAUAUAUGUGGCCAAACAGAACCAAUACGCAGAAUGCGACCGCGGCGUCUUCAUGGUGCGUGGAGAAAACGUGGUAAUGCUUGGGGAGGUGGACAUAGAUCGUGAGGACCAGCCGUUGAGUCAAAUGCAACAAAUCCCGUUCGGCCAGGCGUUGGCGGUGAAGAAAGCCCAGGACGAGGCCAGGUUCGCCUCUGAGAGCAAAAAGGGCAAGCUCAUGGCCCAGCAUGGUCUUAUCUACGAAUUCCACAAAUCUGAUAUAUAUUGA